Punica granatum (pomegranate) is the source of this 759-nucleotide messenger RNA. The record is from RefSeq and is a predicted model, not a curated record. Lineage: Eukaryota; Viridiplantae; Streptophyta; Magnoliopsida; Myrtales; Lythraceae.
CUCUUCACAUGUUUCAUGUCUCUUCCAAAACAUCUCUCUCCCUAUCUUGAAUCUGUACAGAUAGAUAGAUAGAUACAGUGUGUCAGAAGUCAGAACUAAAUUUUCCUUUUUAUCCCCUCCCAAUCAUCAGUUUUGUGUCAGUCUGUCAGAGGCUAAUCCCUCAUUCCUUGUUUUCUCCCUGUCCUCGCAGUUCGAUAUAUGAUCCAUUCCGCAACAACACAGGGCAUGAAAUAGUGUUCACAAACCCUACAAACCCUAAUGGGAUCACUAUCUGAUUUGAACAAUGUCAGCAGCCACCUAAAAUCCCGGUUUGCUCGAGGGUUCCUCCGAGCCUUGGCUCGGAUACAUAACCUGAGUCCUCCUCCCGCUUCUUCUUCAUCGAACCAAGACUUUGCCCUUCGGAAGUGCCAAAGGGUCAAGCUGGCUGCCUAUGCAUCCAUGGCUUCAGCCUUCGGGAAAAGGAGAGUGUGGAGCCGAGCGAUGCUCCAGAGGAUCCGAUGCCAUAGUUCAUCGGUAAGACGAGGUAAAGUCCGUCAACAUAUGAGAACAAUGAGACGGUCCGGGAAGAAGAGGAAGAAGAUAGGCCGAGAAUUAGCAGCAAAGGCUCAGGAUGUUAAGAAGCUCCGGAAGCUCGUUCCAGGCGGUGAGUCAAUGGACCUUGAGGGUCUGUUGCGAGAGACAGCUCAUUACGUCAAGUGUCUGGUUACCCAGGUACAAGUGAUGCGAAGUAUCGCCGAUUUCUGUUCUUGUCCGCCUUGA